Messenger RNA from Harpegnathos saltator (Jerdon's jumping ant), 5793 nucleotides. RefSeq names its product leucine-rich repeat-containing protein let-4. The record is from RefSeq and is a predicted model, not a curated record. Lineage: Eukaryota; Metazoa; Arthropoda; Insecta; Hymenoptera; Formicidae. Gene Ontology annotation, molecular function: protein binding. The transcript has 8 exons. The coding region runs from base 850 to 2316 and encodes 488 amino acids.
GAGAAAGAUCCGUCACGAUCGUCGGCGACAACGUCACACGCGAUUGCCCGUCGUCAUCGUCGUGACAGCAAUGUCUGUCCGUUCGUCUGAGUCUGUCUCGCCCGAUGUGAUAACCGAUAGCGCGAAUCGCGCUCGGACCAAGUGAACAGAUCAACGGCGACCGCCGUUCCGUUGGUCGCGAAGGAUUGAUCCGAUCAGCCGAGGGACGAGGCCUCGGCCGCCUCGAGGGAGUUGGGACAAAAGGGCAGCGGAGAGUGGACAAGUGAGCACCUUCGUGAGGGAGAGGACGCCGUUCGCGGAGAGUCGUCGGGAAAUUGUCGCGGGGGAGAAGUGAAGUGAGAAACCGCGGGUGAUGGUUUCGCGGCGUCGGGCCGCGCGAAUCCGCCGCAAGCUGGAGCGCGCGGUACUCGCGCGGCGCUCGUUUGAGGGAUAAUCCCUCCUCUCGGUUUCCUGCGAGGAAGCUGCGUCCUCGUUUGCGCGCUCUCGCUCCGAAGGUGCCCGCUUGCUCGUGGGCGAGACGACGACGACGACGACGACGACGACGACGACGACGACGACGACGACGACGACGCGCCGAAGUUGGACACCUGUUAAACUAUUCCGGGCGAGAGCGGACUCGGUGUACUGGUACACCGUGGCAGAGCGAACAAUGGAUAUGAGAAGAGCGGAGGCUAAGUAGCAGGCUGCAGCUACAGGAACGGAGACGGCGCGAGAGGCGUGCGGCCGACAGAAAGCGAGAGUGGUGUGCGCCAGGAGGACAGGCGGUACGGCGGAGGGCGAACGAAAGGUACGGGAGGGUCGAGCGUUGUGACGAAGUCGCGGGGGACGAAGUGUGGAGCCGCACGAAAAAUGAGGGAGCACGGUCUGCUGGUUGUGUGGCGGUCGGUGUGGUUGCUCUGCCUAGUGCUGGCGACCAGCUCGGCGCAAACAUCGCAGCUCUGCCCAACCCCCACCGAGAUCUCGCCCUGUUUCUGCAGCGUGAAGAAGGCCGGCCUGGAUAUCGUGUGCGAGACCACUGACAUGUCACAUAUCUCCAAGGCCAUGACCGUGCUCAAGGGAAAGUCGAACGCCGUGAUAUUCUACCUUAGGCUUAGGCACAAUAACCUGCCCAAGCUGCAGGGAUACGUGUUCCUCGGGCUCAACAUACACCACCUCACUAUUCACAACAGCAGCCUCGCGGUGCUCGAGGAAUCCUCUCUUAGUUCCCUCGGAACGGAAUUGACACAGCUGGAUCUCUCCCAAAAUUCACUGACUUCCGUCCCAUCCUUCGCAUUACGAGACCUCCACCAUCUUCUGAUUUUGAAUUUGAAUCGUAAUAAAAUCACAGCCAUCCACGGCAAGGCUUUCGAAGGUCUCGACACACUCGAAAUUCUCACUCUUUACGAGAACAAGAUCACUAACAUAGAGGCAGAUGCGUUCCAAGGACUCGACAACCGGAAACUCAAGAGACUCAAUUUAGGCGGAAACGAGCUCACGAGGAUUCCAACUCAGGCAUUAUCUUCGUUAGAUUUGCUGAAGAAAUUAGAAAUGCAAGAGAAUCAUAUAUCGAGCAUACAAGAAGGAGAUUUCGCAGGAUUGAAAGCACUCGAUUCAUUAGGAUUGGCGCACAAUCACCUCCGUGAGGUCCCAGCGCGUGUAUUCUCCCACUUGACGCAAUUAAACUCUUUGGAACUCGACGGAAAUCAAAUUACCCACGUGGAUCCCAAUGCGUUUAUAGGUCUUGAGGAUAAUCUGCAGUAUUUGCGACUGGGAGAUAAUAAUUUGCAUUCGGUACCGAGCGACGCUCUGCGACGCUUGCAUCGCUUACGACACCUGGACUUGCGAUCGAACAACAUCACUAUACUUCCGGAGGACGCUUUCACGGGCUACGGAGAUUCCAUCACAUUCCUCAAUCUACAGAAAAAUCUGAUUAAAGUGCUCCCACCCCUGGUAUUCGAGAACCUCAAUUCGCUAGAAACCUUGAGUUUGCAAAACAAUAAACUCACACACAUCUCGGAAGAAGUCACAGAGAACAUCGUCGACACUCUACGCCAUAUCGAUAUAACGGAUAACCCUCUGAUUUGCAACUGCGAGCUACGGUGGUACUCCGUGUGGCUCGGGAAUCUGCGCGACAAGGACGACGAAAUGAUGUCGAAGAAGCGGACGGUCUGCAUGAUGGCCACGGAACACCGCGAGUACUCCGUGCAGAAUAUCCCGCUCGAGAGGAUGGGCUGUGUGGGCAAGAAUGCUGGGAGGAUCUCGUCGGCGUCUGUCGCGUGUAAGGUGUACGUUGACGCGACGCUACCGCUGAUAGUCAUCGCUGCCGUUUUAGCGUAAUCCCGCGGGAGGAGCGCGACGUUCGCGAUUGGAGGAGUGCGCCAUCGACUUUUCGUUUCAACGCGGAGACGAGACGCUUAAGGAUGCGCGCGCUCAGCGUCAACGUUUUCACAGAGCGCCACGACAGGCCACGCGGCCAAUCUUUGACGAAUCUCGCCGCUCGUCACUUUGACAAAGAGAGUUCGCGAUUGUCCGAGAAGAAGCAAAUUGCCUCGCUAUGUUUCUUUCGCUAUUUAUUUCCCGAGGUAAUCGUGACGCGAUAGCGGAGACGCGUCACGAUUCCACGUACGACAGACCGCGCUCGUCCACGUGGAAGCAGACUUCCUUCUGCGGAGAUCGACGCGGCUCUGUCACGCGUAUCAUCUCUUGCGCGGCGCAACUCGGCAACGUGGCCUGUCGUCAAAACACAGACAGAGGACAGAGGAGAGCUACGACACGAAAAGUCGGUGCGUUAUCGUGAUGUCAGUUCGUCACGAUUGAUCGAAUGCCUUGAGGCUCGUAGGAGAUCUUGGCGUUCGACGCCAAUUGAUAUGAAAAAGCCCUCGAGCAUCGUUGCGCGAAACGUCAUCAUUGAACGAAUUGUUAUUGUUCGGCGCGACGGCGAGGAAUGACUGAUUGAUUCCUCCGCCGUUCGAGAGAGGUUGCUUUUUUUGAUUUUUCUUCUUUUGCCGGGAGACGUACAGGAACUGAUUUCCGUCUCGUGCGCGUAGAGGUACGUUUCAGCGUACAGUAGACGGUUGCUUUCUCUCUCGUGCAGACGUGCGCCGCGCGUGUUCAUGCGAUGCGACCGCGCAUGGACAAUCAGACGUGACGCGUGGUAAUCGCGACAAUCGACUUUUUGACAACCGAGUGCUUUAAAUCCUUCCGCGGAAGCUUCCGCGGUAUUUACUUUAUUUACUUUACGCAGUUCGAUCAUCGGAAGAUCACUCGAUUCGAUUAAUCUUCAGCAGCACCCGCGCGCACCCGAUCGCGUAUUUUAUUGGCCUUUUAUUGGCCGGACAGUUCACCGUGAUAUUUGGAUUUUAAUCGAAUCGACAACAAUCCCGAAUCUCUCUGAGACGACGCGCUCUCUGUCUUGCGAAAUCACACUCGACACUCAGCGACGCGAAUUCACUUACUUUCCGCGGCGAAAUGCGCUUAAAAAGGUUCAACGUCCGCACAGCUAGAUAGAUACACAUAGGUUUAUUCGCCGCAUUUUCGAUCGAGCCCGUGGAACAUGCGAGUCGCGCGAGUAUAAUGAGUCAUGUCAGUGAACAAAGUUAAUCACCGUGGUAAGUCGCCUCGCGACAAAGCGUACCAUAAGCGAUCCUUUCUAUUGUGCCGCGUGUCGAAAUGAUAAUCACAGACGUAGAGCACGGCCGGCCGCUAAGCGCAAUGACGAGCGACGAGUGUAGGUGGCGCGCGCACACACACAUACACACACACACACACACACACACACACACACACACACACACACACACACACACACACACACACACACACACACGCUUGCUGCGACGGCGGAUUUACUGCUGAUGAAAUCACUGUUAUUAAUGGGACUCUCAGAUGCUCUACGAUCGAAUCGGAGACGAUGAUAAUCGCGACCGACCAUACGGUGAACUGUUUUUCAUCGGAGCCACUUCCAUCUAACCGAGAACAGCAAUAGAGCAAACAUAUCCCCAAUCGUACGUAUGCAAUCGUUAUUCAGCAAUAAAAUGUCGCUCACUCGCGCAGUUCGAUAGUAUAGAGUCUGAGAGAAUCCACCAGGAUCGAGCGUCGAUCGCACGAUCGACCGGUGGACCGAAGAGUGCUCGUUCGCGCGAAAAGCGCGCGAGUUUUCUUCACCGGAACGUUACAUAUCAACAUCGUUGCCAAUUAUUUCGUGGUUAUCUGUUAAGCUCUCGGCGCAAGACGUAGUAUACUCAUUAGCGGAUUUGAGCGACCGGAAGUCAGCCGCCACUGGGCGAUUUCGGCUCGCUCGUCAUAUACAUAUCAAUACGUUCCUGUUGAACACGGAUGCUGCAGAUCGUCGGCAGAUAUUCCGAGAUGCUCGCGCCUCCUCUCCCGCCCCGCUCUCGCACGUCGCGAUCUUCUGAGAUUUUUCAAUCUCGUUGUAUAUUAUCCUGCGCACUUGUCGCAAAAUCGGCAAUUUUAUCGACCGUGGAGACCGGCAUUAUGUGACUUUCUCUGUUGAAUUAUUAAAUAUGUAAUAUCUGCAAAAAAUUUCUCUGGAGAAACCUACGAGAGACAGUUAAGUCAGGAACCACAUGUACAGGAAGAACAUGAAAAGUGAAUGACACGUUCGUUGGUGACACUCGUGAGAGAAGCCUCUCGUGGGCUUUUCUGCCGGACUGUCUCUGCGCAGUACUCGCUAACAUCUUGAGAUCGCCACAAUACUUAACUAGAUUUGCAAAGGCGCGAUCGCACGAAAUGAGAUAACGACUGCUGAUGACACGUAAUAUACUCUCGACAGGAAACCGACACUUGUUAAAGCCGGUAGGAGCACAAACGCGGCUGUUCGGACGUCUCGUUGCAGCCGCUCUACGAGCUUUACUCGCGGGCUACUUCGUCGCCGACGUUCACGUGCGUGAACUCAAAUUACAUCGUCGUCUCACGAGAGGAAGCGUAUGCAACGCACGUGUCCGUCACAAUCGCGAUGCACGAGACGCGAGCGGUCCGGGGAUGCAUAAUUUCUCCCGCGCUCAUGAUAUAUGGUAUAUAUAUAUAUAUAUAUAUAUAUUAUUUCCUCCGUUCUCAACACACGAUGAAUAAUGAUUCGCGUUCACACAUCCGGAAGAUCGCGACGUGCGAAAAUAAAAUAGGUUGCGCGCGCUUCGCUUCGAUGCACUGUCAGCGAACGCGUCAGCGACGAUGCAUCGGGCGAAGAGACGCGCUUCUCAGCGGAGGUUGAGAGCCUGCAGCGCGAGAGAUCGAUCGUAGAAGAGGCGUUCACGGGACGUAGUGCUGAUCACAGUGCUAACGUGGAAAGUAACAUGUGUUUUGCUAUUCGAUACGUAUAAUAAGGAUAAUGUAGAAUUAAGCCUAAGGCAUUAUCGUAAGACAUGCCGCGUGGUGGCAUAUCAACCGGUACGCGUUGUAUGGCGCGCCGAGCUUGACUCUUCGGAAGAGGAUCUCGAAGCUAUCGAUUUCGUCGAGGAUGUUUUAGUCCUUUCGUUGUCGCGCUUGGUUUCGUCUUAAUUUGUAACUCGGUACCCUGUUUCGUCGACGACCCAUCACGGAGAAUUUGUGAACGAGUGAAAAUAAGUUCUGUGUAGCGUUAAACGGUAGGACGCUUGGGAGAAGAAAUUAUAUUCAAUGCAAAGUAACCCCUCUGUUGUUUUAGCGGCAUAUUUCGUAGAUUGUAAAUUGCGCAUAUUGAAAGAAAAAAUCAUCAGGAGAUAUCAUAGAAUCGAUAGAGUAGGUUGUUUGAUUCGCGAGCGGAGACAUUCUCCUUCAAAUGUGCGAGCAACGGUGCGCGGCGGUAUCACGUACACA